AUAUACAGAAAAACAGACACCUGAUCACCACCACCACCACCAUCGUUCCUAAGCUCACUCUUUUCUACAAUGUCGACCGAGGAAGACACCGUCCAAGAAAAGAAGACGAUCUCCCUGAAGACCUCCGACGACGAGGUCUUCGAAUUGGAGGAGAACGUGGCAAUGGAGUUCGGAACCGUCAAGGCCUUCUUCGGAGACGAUGGGGUCUCCCGAGACAUGGUGAUGCCUAUACCUAACGUGCACAGCAAGGAACUGACGAGAAUCAUUGACUUCUGCACCAAGCACCUCGCAUUGAAGCCGAAAGCUGAUCACGACGAGGCCGGGAAGAAGGAGCUGAGGAAGUUCUAUGCUGAGUACGUGAAGGAAGACACCACCGAGCGCAUAAUGGAGCUCAUACUGGCUGCGGAUUACUUGAAUGUGAAUGACUUUCUGGACUUGUUGAACCAGUCGGUGGCGGACCGGAUCAAGAACAAGAGUGUGGAGUAUGUCAGGAAGUUUUUUGGGAUUGAGAGUGAUUUUACUCCCGAGGAGGAGGCGGAGCUCCGGCAGCAGUAUGCCUGGGCUUUUGAGGGGGUUGAUGAAGACUGAAUGGUGAAAAUGUUGGGAGAAGUUGGAAGAAGUUAAAAACUUGAUUCAGUGAUCUUUUAUUUUAUUUCUUUAGGGUGUUAGGGUUACUUAUUUUCGUGUUGAAGAUUUAAAUAAAAGAUGUGUACGUUUAUCCUAUGUAAUGAUGACUUUAUUGUUUG
Messenger RNA from Fragaria vesca subsp. vesca, 746 nucleotides. Its product is annotated as SKP1-like protein 4-like. Gene Ontology annotation, molecular function: cullin family protein binding. The record is from RefSeq and is a predicted model, not a curated record. Gene Ontology annotation, biological process: SCF-dependent proteasomal ubiquitin-dependent protein catabolic process. Gene Ontology annotation, cellular component: nucleus; cytoplasm. The coding region runs from base 70 to 588 and encodes 172 amino acids. Lineage: Eukaryota; Viridiplantae; Streptophyta; Magnoliopsida; Rosales; Rosaceae. The transcript has a single exon.